AUGUUCACAGAUUAUUUAUUAGUUCUUAAAUAUACUAAAUCUAUAACAGAUUCAGAUAAAAUUCUAAAUAAGAUAGAAUUUAACUUCAAGGGAACAUCUGAAAAAAAAUGGAAAAAAUUCAAAUCCCAGAUUGAAUUGACUAUAGCAGAAAACACCACCUUUGGAAAUGACAAUAUUGAAGAAAAAUGGAAUUUUUUCAGAAAUGUCAUAAUUGGAAAAGCAAAUGAAAUAAUUCCAAAAAAGAAAAAACUUAUAUCUGGGAA
Messenger RNA from Diversispora eburnea, 263 nucleotides. The record is from the annotation of a GenBank genome assembly. Lineage: Eukaryota; Fungi; Glomeromycota; Glomeromycetes; Diversisporales; Diversisporaceae.